This is a messenger RNA of Amphimedon queenslandica, 1532 nucleotides long. Its product is annotated as serine/threonine-protein kinase SBK1-like. Gene Ontology annotation, molecular function: protein serine/threonine kinase activity; ATP binding. The transcript has a single exon. Bases 68 to 1075 code for a protein of 335 amino acids. Gene Ontology annotation, biological process: protein phosphorylation. Lineage: Eukaryota; Metazoa; Porifera; Demospongiae; Haplosclerida; Niphatidae. The record is from RefSeq and is a predicted model, not a curated record.
AUCAUAGCUCUUCGCAAUCCAAAUUACCUAAGAAGCAACAAACUACUAGCUAGCUAACUACAGAGAAAUGGCAGUAGAUGCAACCAGCAAUGUCUAUCAGACAAGCCUAGAUGAGAGAUUCACUUUCAUCCGUCAAGCCGGCAAAGGCACUUACGGUACAACAUGGAUCGCUUUGGACAAGGAGACAAACUCCAAGGUAGCCAUCAAGGCUAUCAACAAGACCACCACCAACAGGACCUCCUUCAAGAAAGAGCUCAAAUACAGCAAACACCUGAGCAAGCACCCUCACAUCAUCAAGACUCACGACACAGCCUUCGAGACAAAGACUUGCUACGUUAUGGUCCAAGACUAUGCCACUGGUGGUGAUCUCUUUGACGCCAUCGAGCCAGAAGUUGGACUAGAUGCCUCAAAGGCCCGUGUCUACUUUGGACAGAUAGCCGAUGCACUGGAGUUCAUGCACAGCAAGAAGCUAGUCCACCGUGACUUGAAACCAGAGAAUGUUGUCCUCGGAGACAGUGAAGGUAGCUACAUCAAACUGAUCGACUUUGGCAUGACUCUAAGGACAGGGACUCAUGUCUCUCGUGUUUGCGGCUCCAUCCCUUACACUCCACCAGAGAUAUGUAACGCCAAGGACGAGGUUGGUUUCUUUGUCGAGCCAUCCUGCGAUGUCUGGUCAGCCGGAGUGCUCCUCUUCUGUAUGCUCACUGGGAGCUUCCCCUGGGAACAAGCAACACUCUCUGAUCCAAACUUCGCCGAUUUCGUCCAAUGGCAGACUGGGAAGGGACGAGUCCCUCACAUGUGGAGGAGUUUCUCCCCUCAGCUCCUAGAGCUCUUCAGCAAGCUCCUCGCCCUCGACCCCAAGGACAGAUGCAAGAUAAACGCAGUCCACAAAUACCUCAGUGAGCCAUGGUACAACACCGAGCUCUAUCCUUCAAACACUCACUACAGCCAGACUUGUUACGAAGUCGACCAGUUCAUGGAUUCGUACAAAGCCUCUCCAUCACAAUGCGGUCUUAGCUUACUACCACAAUUCGGAGGUAGUCACUUCCAAUCAGCUGCUGUAGCCUGCUCGUAAUCGCCUCUCACUAUUGCAUAUAAUCGACACUGUAAUAUCAUUUCAUAUUUUCACUUCUUAAACGAGAAUGGAUAACAGAUCCGAAAUGACUGGCUGGUCCAGAAAACAAACUCGAGGCAAGAAAUCGGCAGCAGGCGAAGAUUUCCCUCCAAAAACUAUAACAACAACAACAACAUGCUCUCCCCCUCCUCAAAAUAAACAAUCUAAUGUAGCUAAAUGUAAAUCAUAAUAAUAAUUAUUAUUAUUACUUUAUAUUAUCAUGUACAGGUAGUUUUUAACUUAUCACUUAGCUGGUCUUUGUGACACUUUAAUUAUUUUAAAGCUUAAUCUUAACAAUAUUUAUACUUAUUACUUGUAAUUUAUCAUUAUUUGUAAUUUUCUCAAUGUACUUGUAUCAAAUUGUAAUCAUUAUCUCAAAAGAAUCAAUAUUUCAGUUAACAAAAAAACUUUGAAAAUC